This is a messenger RNA of Amorphotheca resinae ATCC 22711, 447 nucleotides long. RefSeq lists its product as hypothetical. Lineage: Eukaryota; Fungi; Ascomycota; Leotiomycetes; Helotiales; Amorphothecaceae. The record is from RefSeq and is a predicted model, not a curated record. The transcript has a single exon. Bases 6 to 230 code for a protein of 74 amino acids.
CAUCUAUGCUGUUUACUUUCUUUGCUAUUAUUAUUGUUAUAUCCGAGGACUGCUCAUUCCCGACCACUCCCGUCCGGCUCACACAGCGGUUGCACAUAGGGUGCUGCCGUCCCAGCAUCCCAGCACCUAGUGAUUAUUCGCCCGAGCCCAGAAAUGGGGCAGACCAAGUUGACCAACCCAACUGUUGUCCUAGAGCGGAACUAAUCUCUUUAAAGGGGGCCCAUAAUUAAACCGCGUCUGACUCUCUGGAGUCUGCAGACCCCAUCUCUGCAGUGCUGGUCGCAUACACGCGCGUUCAAUAUACAGUAGUAGUAUGCAGGGACUUGAAAUUUUGUCUGUUCUCUACCGCUUGCGGGUAUCCUUCCUCGCUCGAGGCGCUUCUAUUAAAUAUCAUUUAACGCCGAGGCACCCGCUUUCCCAAAUGUGUAUUAUACCUACGCCGUUCCC